AUGGCGCCUGCACCGAAGAAGGCCCUCAAACUACGGCGAGCACUGAAGUCGGCGGCGUCGGCGGCUCGACUGCCAACGCGCGUGACGGCGGGGCGAUCUGUGAACGCUUUCGCUCCUAUUCCCGGUGAACUCCCGGUCGUGUUCUUGCGGGUGCAAGUCCUGGGAUGCAAGGAUCUGCUGGCAAAGGACAAGAGCGGCAACAGCGACCCCUUUGUGGUGGUCUCUUUGCUGAGCACCAAGCAUCAGACGCCGGUCGUCAAGCGUUCAACGAGCCCUAUAUACGCUGAGAAGGAGGCUACGUUUGACUUCCCGAUAUACCUGUCGCUGGCUGAGAAGCUCGGCGUCGUGGAGCUGGUGGUAUGGGACAAGGACAUGCUGAAGAAAGACUAUCUGGGUGAAGUGUCACUGCCUCUGGAGGACUGGUUCAAGGGUGGUCGGGCUUUGGGAUUCGACGACCCGAAUAACAAGCCGUUCACUGCCCCGGUCGUAUCGACCAGGACUACUACGAAAGCAAGAGGCACCAUCGAAAUUAAGCUCGGCUUUGUUCAGCCUCCUAAUACAGAGUCUUUGCUCGACUUUGACGAAAUCUACCAAGAUCUUGUAAAGCGCUCUCGGCCUAGCUUGAUGUCUGCGCCUCCGACCGAAGGCAUAGGCACUGUCCGAUCGAAUCAAGGAGGUCCUUUGUUCGAAGAUGACGGGUUUAGCUCAGACGAAGGUGAGGGCCCCACCGACGAAGAGGACGAAGAGCCUGCCUCGCCGCGCUUCACCGAGAUAUACGCGGGCCCCUCGACGCCUCUUGUUGACGAGCCCCAUUCGGUCAGUCUGCCCCUCAGCCCCACCACUCCCACUGCCCCCGAUCGUAGUCCUACAGCGGAGAAGACGCCCGUCGCGCCGAAACCUUCGUCGCAGGUCUUCAAAGUGCCCAAGGUGCUGAGGCGCCCGACGAUGUCUCCUACUCCCUCGUACGACUCAUCUUCGGUGCCCACACCUACAGCACUAAGUCUCGAUGGCCGGACGCGGUCUUCCCCGGUGCAGGACAUGCGUGGGCGAAGCGUCAGUGCGGGUCCGCCCUCGACCCCACGCACCGAGAAGAAGGGGCCGAAGUUCAGGAAGUCUUGGGGAGGGAAGAAGGGUGCUUACAACUUCUCGGCGGCCAAUGAUAUCGUUGGAAUUGUUAUGCUCGAGAUCCACGGCGCCGAGGAUCUGCCCCGGCUCAAGAACAUGACGAGGACGGGUUGGGACAUGGACCCGUUUGUAGUCAUUUCGUUUGGUAAGAAAGUCUUCCGAACUCGCGUGAUCCGACACUCUCGUAAUCCCAUCUGGGACGAGAAACUGCUCUUCCACGUGCGACGGUACGAGACAUCGUUCAAAGUGCAGUUGACGGUGCUCGACUGGGACAAGCUAUCUUCAAACGACCAUGUCGGGGAUGCAUCGUUCAAUAUUUCGGAGCUAUUAGCGGAUGUGCCUGCAAAGGACCCCGCUACUGGGCUGUACACUGAUGACACGAACGGCGACACGCCCAUGAAGGAGUUCAAGCUGCCUCUGUCCACGGCGAAGGAGAUGCCCUGGGAGGGCCGACACAACCCCACGAUUACCUUCAAAGCGAAGUACCAGCCCUACGACGCGCUCCGCCAGCGCUUCUGGCGACAGUACCUGAAGCAGUAUGACACGGAUGACACGGGCGCGCUCUCGCACGUUGAAAUCACGUCAAUGCUGGAUUCUCUUGGCUCGACUCUGUCAGCGGAGACAGUCAGCUCUUUCUUCACGAGGCAUGGUAAGAAGCCUCACGAGGACGAGCUAACCAUCGCGGAGACAGUACAAUGUCUCGAGGAGGAGCUGUGCCGGCCCGCGAGCGAAAAGAAGCGGAUCACCUCCGACUCGGACGUACUUUCCACGGACACAAGUGCGCCCGUCACCCCCGCAGUUGCUGGGGACAACGCUCCUGGGACCGCGCUGGAUAUGAGCAAAAUGAACUUUUCGGGCCCGCCCAUGGCCCCGCCCCAGGAGGCGUAUUCACAGCCUGAGGAGGAGCCCAUAAAGAAGCCGUCGUUGCCGCCCGCGUACCCCACAGAGCGGACGCAACAACCCUUGCAGGAUCUAGCCGUUGGGUUGCCAGGGCACCCCGCGCGGGUAGUACCUCCAUCCUAUCCUGGGCCCGUGCAUUCCAACUCAUCUUCAUCAAUAUCUGAUACCGAGGAUUACUCUGGAUCUGCGUCGACGUCCCCGUCGGAUCAGUCGCCAUCGGCGGGGUCGCUGGAAAGGGUCAUCAAUGUGAAGAAUUGCCCACUGUGUCACCGUCCGAGGAUGAAUUCCAAGGCUGAGAUGGACAUUGUAACUCAUUUGGCUGUUUGUGCCAGUCAAGACUGGGCCCGGGUGGAUCGAAUUGUCGUGGGUAACUUCGUAACCGCUAGCCAGGCGCAAAGGAAGUGGUACACGAAAAUAAUCUCGAAAGUGUCCAGUGGGAACUAUAAGCUGGGAGCGAAUUCCGCGAAUAUCAUCAUCCAAAAUAGAAUGACGGGGCAGUUAGAGGAGGAAAAGAUGCAGGUGUACGUUAGACUGGGGAUUCGACUUCUGUACAAAGGGAUGAAAGGGAGGAUGGAAGGGGCAAGAGCCCGUAAACUUCUUAAAUCCUUGUCCAUCAAGCAGGGUAUCAAAUAUGAUUCUCCAGAAUCGGCCCGCGACAUUUUACCAUUCAUAGAGUUCCAUAAUUUGAACGUGGAUGAGAUCCGGGAUCCUAUCAGCUCAUUCAAAACAUUCAACGAGUUCUUCUACCGAAAGCUAAAACCGGAAGCGAGACCUGUUGAAUCCCCCAAUGAUCCAGGCCGACUUGUGAGCGCGGCUGACUGCCGGCUUAUGACCUUUGAGACCGUCAACGAGGCUACCAAGCUGUGGAUAAAGGGUCGCGAGUUCACUGUGGCGCGACUUCUUGGUGACGCUUACAAAGACCAAGCCGAACGAUACAACGGGGGUGCCCUUGCCAUAUUCCGGUUGGCGCCGCAAGACUACCAUCGCUUCCAUUCUCCGGUGGAUGGUACGAUUGGUCCAAUGACGUACAUCGCCGGAGAAUACUAUACUGUCAACCCGCAAGCCAUCAGAACCGCAUUGGAUGUGUAUGGGGAGAAUGCUCGCAAGAUCGUUCCCAUUGACAGUCCGCAGUUCGGUCGCGUGAUGGCUGUCUGCGUUGGGGCCAUGAUGGUGGGUACAAUCCGGACAACCGUUCAGGAGGGCGAACAGGUCAAGCGAGGCCAAGAGUUUGGAUACUUUGCAUUUGGGGGUUCUACGAUUGUCAUGCUCUUCGAGCGGGGAGUCGUGGAAUGGGAUGAAGACCUGCUCAUCAACGGGCGAGCAUGCCUGGAGACGCUCGUUCGGGUGGGCAUGGGCAUCGGCCGAAGUUUGCGAUCUCCCAGCCCCUUGGCCAAUGGGAGAGCGUAGGCCAAUGAUCAAAUGAACGCACUAUUUAUUAUCAUCUUGACAUAUCGUACCUUUGCAUUGGCUUAUACCAACAAUGACACUAAUCGGACUUACGAACAAGCAUUGGUAGUACUAGGACCACACCCGCAGAUGAUAUCCCGAUAACCCUGAUCCUCGGUUCAUCUUGUACAUUACGUUAAUGAUAGUGUAAAGUCUAGCUUCACCUC
Molecule: messenger RNA, 3638 nt
Organism: Gloeophyllum trabeum ATCC 11539
Lineage: Eukaryota; Fungi; Basidiomycota; Agaricomycetes; Gloeophyllales; Gloeophyllaceae
Exons: 12
Coding region: 1-3432 (1143 amino acids)
Biological process (GO): phospholipid biosynthetic process
Molecular function (GO): calcium ion binding; phosphatidylserine decarboxylase activity
Source: RefSeq, a predicted model, not a curated record